GGGUUCAAUUUAUCGAAUUUAUAAAAAAUAUGAUAAAGCUUUGGUUGAUCUGAAUCGAGUUAUCCAAAAAGAUCCGAAUAAUGCUUUAGCAUUGUGUGAACGAAGUGCUGUUUACAGAGAACAAGGACAAUUUGAUGAUGCUUGGAAAGAUAUAGAAAAAAU
Molecule: messenger RNA, 162 nt
Organism: Dentiscutata heterogama
Lineage: Eukaryota; Fungi; Glomeromycota; Glomeromycetes; Diversisporales; Gigasporaceae
Source: the annotation of a GenBank genome assembly